AUGGCCUAUAUUCUUAUCGAGUACUCGAUGAUGAUUCAAAAGGCUUCUGGAAAUGACAACUUUAUUAUAGAAAAGAAUACAGUUCGAGAAAACUAUAAUGAGAUCACCAAAAAUGGAAUCAAUUCACUUAAGAAUUUACUGGACAAUGCCAAUCGUCAUCUAUGGCGUUGUGAUCCCACGGAGAAUAUACCCAACGUUACUUACGAUGUGGUUACACGACUGCUUCAAGGAUACAUUGAGAACGAAAUGAAUCUAAACAACGGUGCCUCAUGUUUUCAGACUUGUGAAUAUUAUCAGAGCACAACCAGCAAAGGUUGCUUCGAUGAAGAGUUUUGCACUGAACAACCUAAAUGCUCGGGUCGCAUUCACGACUGUCAAUUUGUAGACUCGGUCCUAUCAGUAUACCAAUCUCCAGAGAACAGCACUCGUCGCUAUGAGUAUAUUGAAUACGGCGAAUCGAAAAGUUUGGGAACGUUCUCUAAUUAUUGGAGUAAAUUAAAUAAGGUGGAGAGCUGGAAUAGAUGGAUUUUCUUUGAAUGCAGCUACUGCUUCUGUCUCUGUGAUGAACAAAGCCCAAAGUCGGAUCCCUACUUCAAUCAUCGAGAAACAUUAUCGGAUGUCAAUGCAAACAAAGUGGUGACUGGAGUGAGGUUUGUGAAGAGGAAUCGUAUAUUUCAUUUGCAAAUCCAGCAGGGAGAACUCUUGCCUCGUGGUCUCAUCAACGAAUCAGCUGUGGAGUGGAAACCAGUCGAAAACUAUGAAAUCGAUUAUUUGGAGUUUACCAACACUGGAAUGUUGGCGGAUGUUGCUCAAUCGACAAUUCCCUAUAUUGAUAUACAGGAUGUCGCGUCCAUUCCACCAGUGGCUUUAGCUGGCAUCGGCAUCUACUACAAAUAUAGAGGGUUGAACGGUGGUUUUGUGGCACCCCAGAUCAUCAGCUACGACCUUUCUCCUCACUUCUCGUUGAUUCCAAACUGA
Molecule: messenger RNA, 978 nt
Organism: Drosophila nasuta
Lineage: Eukaryota; Metazoa; Arthropoda; Insecta; Diptera; Drosophilidae
Exons: 2
Coding region: 1-978 (325 amino acids)
Source: RefSeq, a predicted model, not a curated record